Molecule: messenger RNA, 1470 nt
Organism: Aspergillus caelatus
Lineage: Eukaryota; Fungi; Ascomycota; Eurotiomycetes; Eurotiales; Aspergillaceae
Exons: 3
Coding region: 1-1470 (489 amino acids)
Source: RefSeq, a predicted model, not a curated record
AUGGCUCAUCUCGUCUCGUUGAACAUCGCGUCUCUUCAUCGCGCAAGCGGCGCUGAAAUUAACAAUGCCAAAUUCUCAAAUACCACAUAUCAUUAUGACAAAGCUCUGGUCAAGUCAGAGGAGCCUAUAAUACCAGAUCCACAACUCUUCCAACCUUCGUCACACACAACCAAUACUAACCGACGUGAUCUCCCCACCAUCAGCGAAUGCGCCGUCCACCUCGAGCUGCUGGAAGUGUUCCAUGCUCUACGAGACAGGGUCCAGCAAUCCAGAGAUCUGGACAAUACCUUCGGCAUCACACCUAAUACAAGAACAGUCUACCGCAAGCAGUAUUCUUCAAAACUACGUAAAUAUGAGUCCUAUACAGUCACGGUGAAGGACACCCAGUUUGAAACGAGGCGAAAGAACAAAUGGCACUAUUUUCUGGAGCUCGCAGUCGGCCGAUUCAGCAGAUGGAUCCGGACCGUUAAUAGGGUGGCCUUCUCUGGUGCUGAUUCACAGAAUGAGAGCGAGCCAUCAGGGUUGGGUCUAUUACCCCCUGUCGACGUGCUUAUGGUGUGGCAUGCCUUCUUGCUGAAUCCCGAUGACUUCGACUUCUACUGUGUUAAACAUAGGUUGGAACGGAUGCGCAAAGCUCCCCUUCCAUGGCAGCGAAUCUACGAGGCAAUAAACUCACGAGACUGGUCAUACCGUCUCCCCGAGACCCACAAGGAGUGGCUAGAAAAAAAGGCAGACUUUAAACCCGACCUCUUCGAGACGCUCGUUGAACUCGGCAAACGCGAAAGCCACGCUAAGCAUGUCCUCUCUCAAUACGGAUCUGGCUCAAAGACGAGUUCAUUCUCACUAUUGAAAUAUGUAGAUACUCCGUCUAAUUAUGCUUUCGUUGAGAUGGUUCAAGCCACGAGAGCCGAAGCUCUCAGGAACAAGCCCUUGAAGGCAAAUGUCGAACGACAGUUCAAGUUUGUAGAGAAGAUGCACGAUCAUCUCUGGAUCCGCAGCCCGGCAGUUGAUGGGACGCUUCGUCGUGCCAUUGACCGCUACGAGAAAUUCCUGCAAUUGUUUCGUGAUUACCCAAAGACGACUCUGGUGCCGACGCUAGACGUUGACCUGGCUUGGCAUACGCAUCUGUGUAAUCCGGAGCAGUACCGAACGAGUUCGGUUGAACGUGCUGGAUUGAUGGUCAACCAUGAUGACAAGUUGGGGAAGUCGUUCUUGCAUACUCGGUUUGAUAAGACGCAUGAGUUGUUCCAGAUCGCCUUCGGGCAGCAAUAUCAUGUCUGUCUUUGUUGGGAUUGUGAGGCUGUUUCAUCUGCGAUGGAAGCUUUUGUGGCAAACGAUGACAUGGAUAUUAUAGAUGAUGUUAGUUGCGAUGCUGACAGCAUCGUGAAGAAGGUGGAAGAUGAUGUGCGUUAUUAUAGGGCGGUUGAGAUCGCGAGACGGAAGGGAAUAGCUCUUCCGGUACGAUCAUAA